Molecule: messenger RNA, 1372 nt
Organism: Amaranthus tricolor (Joseph's coat)
Lineage: Eukaryota; Viridiplantae; Streptophyta; Magnoliopsida; Caryophyllales; Amaranthaceae
Product: protein EXORDIUM-like 2
Exons: 1
Coding region: 65-970 (301 amino acids)
Source: RefSeq, a predicted model, not a curated record
UUCACUCCUCAUAUUCCACUCAAAAACAUUCUUAAUCUUCCGUUAUCCCGUACUGUCCUCUAUAAUGGCCUUUAAUUACACUUUUGCCACUUUCUCUCUCCUCCUUUGUUUCACUCUCUGUCUAAAACUAUCUUCUGCUGCUCUUGUCCAGCAACAACCUCUUAUACUCAAAUAUCACAACGGUCCUCUUUUAAAGGGUAAAUUUUCGGUGAAUUUGAUCUGGUACGGUAAGUUUACACCUACCCAACGAUCAAUCAUCGUUGAUUUCAUCCAAUCAUUAGGAUCAGUUGCUGCAUCACCGUCCGUUUCAUCAUGGUGGAAGAUCACGGAAAAGUACAAAGGAGGAGCUUGUAAUCUUAUUGUAGGGAAUCAAGUUAUCCAUGAGAAUUACCCCUUUGGAAAAACCCUAAAAAACUCCCAUUUAAUUGGGCUUAUUGGGUUGACCUCUAAGCCCAAUAAUAAUGGGCUCAAUUCCAUUGAUAUUAUUCUCACGGCCCAAGACGUGGCUGUUGAAGGGUUCUGUUCUCGGUGUGGGUCUCAUGGGUCGACGGGUCGGGUCGGGUCUAAGAAGGCGUAUAUUUGGGUUGGAAACUCGGCGAGUCAGUGUCCGGGUCAGUGUGCUUGGCCGUUUUAUCAACCUUUGUAUGGCCCACAAAGCCCACCUCUUGUGGCCCCCAAUGGUGAUGUUGAUGUGGAUGGAAUGAUUAUUAAUUUGGCUACGUUAUUGGCGGGUACGGUAACAAACCCGUUUUCUGACGGGUAUUUUCAAGGACCCGCAACAGCUCCGCUUGAAGCUGUUAGUGCCUGUACCGGAAUAUUCGGUACAGGCGCUUAUUCAGGUUAUCCCGGGAGGGUGCUUGUUGAUAAGGCCACUGGAGCCAGUUAUAAUGCUUAUGGGGUAAAUGGAAGGAAGUAUUUACUUCCGGCGAUGUGGGACCCAUUAAAGUCUGCUUGUUCGACGCUUGUUUGAGUGAACUUGAUGAAGGAUUAUGAUGUAUCGACUAUUGAUGAUGCAUAUAGUGAAAAGUGUAAAAUGUUUUUAUUUUAUUUUAUUUUUUUUUUAUUUUGGGAGGAUAAUAUAAUGAAGAAAAAGAUCAUAUAGAUGCAAAAUAUGUAAUGUAAUGUGACAAUGUGACUAUGUGAGUACGUAGAUACGGGUGGGUUUAGAUUUUUUUUUGAAUUACAUUUAUAUCAUGAAAAGAAUUACUUAUGUGAGAAUUAGAUAAGAUUUUAUCUGAAAAAGCGAUAUUAACUCUUUAACAGAGAUAUGUUUUGAUUCCCAUGAUCUAGUUUGAUAUUGGGCUAUUUGUUGAUUUGUAAUGUUAAAUGUAUAUUCCGUUUACGAGAAAGUCAAGAAGUUUGAAAAAUUAAU